CUCAGUACAUUUCACCACUCUGUACAGUGAGAAUAUGUGGUUUUCUCAAUUCUAGUGCUGUUAAUGUAUUAUCAUAAUCCGAAAAAACGCAAACUUUAGUCUUUUUGAUUCUUUAGUAUUAGAGUUUUUAUGGAGUAUAAAUAAAUGUUUUAUUAUUGAAUAUAUAAAAUUCCUAAUUAAAAUGGCACAUUACGGAAAUAGCAGUUCUUAUCGUUAUGGAGGAGGAUCUUGUUCUCAUCAUAAUCCGUUAGUCACCAAUAUUGGGCGAAUUCAUACACCUUUACGAUAUGCCUCUCUUCUAUCAACGAUCUCUGAAUCACCGGCAAGUUUAUACCAUCAUCUCUCUCCAGGCAUUAUGUCAGGUCGACAUAAAGUAAACUCUUACUCUCAGUAUCAAGCUAAUCACGUCCGCCGUGACCACUUCGCAAUCCACUUGCAAUGUCAAUCCUUAAAAACUAAUGCAGCUCUUCAAAAUUAUUUCGAAAAACAUGAAAAAAGUGCCGGGGAACUUCUUAUGGAAAAAUUUUCCAUUAAAGACAAACAUCAAGUUUCAUCGAAAAUAAUAUCACAUACUUCAAAAUCCAAAUUAUUACCGAGGGGGCUGCGAGAUACAAUACAAAGACGAAUGACUCGAAAAUUAAUGAAAAAACGAUUGUCAUCAGAUAUUCAACUCAGUUACAUACCCAAACAUGAAUCAGCAAUUUCUCAAGUUCAGGCACAAUUACUUGAUAAUCUUGUUGCCGAAGAGCAGGCUAAAAUUAAUGAAGAAAAUACUUCUCUUUCAAUAGCUAAAAAUACAUUAGAAGAAAAUUUGUUGACGUCUAGUGAAUUUAAUCAAGUAGAUGAUAAACAUUCCUUCUCUUUAGAAAUUGAUGAUAAAUUAUUUAAGGAUAAUAACUUUAAUAAUAACAACAAAAAAACUGUCACAAAUUCGAUUUUAGAGACAAAGAUAGAGAAAAAUUUAGAAGAUUUAAAAAACAAUAGUAGAUUUCCACCGUUAUGUAUUUUAGUUCAAUCAAGAAACAAUCAGCAUACAGAUGAAUUAUCAAAUGAUCAUUCACGUAACAGUAGUUAUUUACAAAUAAAAGAAAAUUUGAUAUCAAAAACACAAUUACACGAACUACAAAGUACUUAUACCCAGCAACAAAAUACAAUUAAUAUUGAAACAGUGCAGUUAAAAAGUAACGUUUGCUGCUCAGAAGAUAUUGACACUUGCUCUAAAGAUAUCAUUGAAAGAAACAUUGAGGUCAAAAGUGGAAGGGGUUCAAACAAUCAACAAGGCAUUCAAGCUCAGUAUGAUCCACCGUUUGAAAAGUUCAUCCAAGCACAGCCAAAAAACAGGCAAGAAGAUUCAAGAUCACUAAUUGUGUCAAAAAAUUUGCAAAAUCUCGUUGAAGAUUAUAGCGGACAAUUGGAAAUUGAUAAAUGCCAGAAAACUGCUAAUAAGAUUUGUAAGUUUCCUUUACAGGAUAUUAAUCAAAUGAACUUGGAUGAAAUAAAAAGAAUAUCAACAAACAGUCAAUUUCUACUUCAACCUAGAACAUCAAAUAUUAAGGAUUAUGGUGAUUCAGAAGUUAUAGUCACAGUAAUUAAAAAUAAUAAUAAUAAUCAACAACCCAACUCGAUUGUUGAUAGUAUGUCAGUUUCUUCAAUAGAAAAAAUGAAUGCAGAACAAAAUGAGAUUUCAAAUUCGCGGAGAAUAUCUGAUUAUCAUAAUAUCUUAGAAAAAGAAAGUACUGUUGAUGCAAAUAUAGAUGAUUCAAAUAAAGAUUCAAAGAACAAUCAUACUCAACACAGUAUCAAGGAAUUAGAGUGUCAUACAUCGAUGACUUUGACUGGCAGUGAGCGAAUCACUAAUGUACUUGCAUUAGAAAAAAGUAGUGCUUCAAACCCUUUCGAAAAGUCAAUUCAUUUGAAAAAAAAUUCAUUAAUACUUGAAAAUUCCAAUUCAUUUUCUGGUCAAAGUUCUGCAGUGGUAAGUGAAAAUCAAUCAUCCAAAUGUGAUACUGUUUCAGCGACUGGAAAUUUAAUAAGUAAUGAUAAAUUAUCGAAAACUUCACGAGAAAAUUGUUUUGAAAAUGAAAAUCUUUAUACUUCAAGUUCACUGGAAAUUCAAGCUUCCCAAAAAAAAUCUGAGCUUCUUGUUGACAACAAAAAGUUCAAGAGCAUAUCGUCGAGCUCGAACAUUGAAAAGAUUGAAGAUAAAAAGGUUUGUUCUGAGAAUUCAGAUGAGCAUUUGAAUUCUUUGAUUAAGCGCAAUGUCAUGUUAACACCUACAUCAAAAUCCGGGGAAACAGAUAUUAAUGAUGACUUCGAUGCCAAAUUAAAGGUUGAUUCUAUUGAUGUCGAUGAAAAUAAGAAAAAAAAUGAAUUAAGUGACUUUCAGAUAGAAGAAAUAAUGGAAAAAAAUAAAACUUUAUUGAUAGAACGUGAUGUGGAAGAAAAACCGACAAAAAAUUUGAAAAUCAUGAGGUCAACUACAAAAAAAAUUAAGAAAAGUACAUCUGUCAAAAGGGAUCAAGAAAGUCUGGCUGAAAACGUAACUGAUAAGAAACUUGAUGAAGUUACUGUAUCAUCUUUGGCAAUUCUUGAAGAGUCACCAUUAUUAUCCCAAUUUGUGAAUGAAGAAAUCGAAACGGCUAACUAUGAUCUCAACACUCCAAUUUCAAAUAAUCAAGAGAGUAAUGAUAAAACUUCGUAUAAAGAUAAUACAUUCUUGAUAGAAUUUAUAGAAAUACAAGGUAGUUUAAAUAAUAGUAAUAAUGAAAUAGUAGAAUAUUUUGACAUUGCUAUCGAUAAGAAUUCAAAAAAUUUUUCAAAUAGUCAUCAAACGGCUGAACAGAAUAAAACUCCACGAUCACAAAAAAAAUCAACGCAUAAACCGUCAAAACAAAACGAGCUGAUUCAAAAAAACAUUGUAGCAGAUAAACUGAAAGAGAAAAAUGUAUCAAUACCAAAGAAUCGACCACUUGAUCUUAUAAAAAUGUUUUACAUAACUCCUGCAUCAUUAUUGACCGCAACUCCAAGGGAUUUGUCAACUGUUCGGCGAGCUAAAAUAAAAAAAAAAAAACAUGUCGGAUGUUCGUCAUCUACAAAUCAUAAUUGUACAGAAAGUGAUGAAAGUAUACAAAGCAUAGCAGAAAUGAAACAAAAAAGGAGAGAUUCAUCGAUUAGCAAUGAAAGGCCUAAUGAAAAAACCUCGUUUGAACGGAGUAAUUACUCAAGUCUUGAUGGCUCACCAACUUUACCAAACAAGAGAUUACGACUAGUCCAGGCUUGGCUCAGGCUCAGCGCAAAAUUGUAAGACUCUGGCUAAGGCCAGAGCUAAGGCUUGUAAACAAGCUUUGGCUCAGUCUUGGUAGCAGUC
This is a messenger RNA of Cotesia glomerata, 3367 nucleotides long. RefSeq names its product putative leucine-rich repeat-containing protein DDB_G0290503. The transcript is spliced from 3 exons. The record is from RefSeq and is a predicted model, not a curated record. Bases 182 to 3304 code for a protein of 1040 amino acids. NCBI's taxonomy places the organism in Eukaryota, Metazoa, Arthropoda, Insecta, Hymenoptera, Braconidae.